This is a messenger RNA of Pediculus humanus corporis (human body louse), 1143 nucleotides long. Its product is annotated as G-protein beta WD- 40 repeats containing protein, putative. Gene Ontology annotation, cellular component: ciliary basal body; centriole. Lineage: Eukaryota; Metazoa; Arthropoda; Insecta; Psocodea; Pediculidae. The transcript has 6 exons. Gene Ontology annotation, molecular function: protein binding. The record is from RefSeq and is a predicted model, not a curated record. Bases 1 to 1143 code for a protein of 380 amino acids. Gene Ontology annotation, biological process: cilium assembly.
AUGGGUAACAUCAUUAAGUUUUUCUCCAGAUACAUCCCAAUUGGCUUCCGGAAGUUCUUGGGUCAUAAAGAUAUAGUUACUGACAUUUGUUUUUCGCCAAAUGGUAACCUCAUAGCUUCAUCAUCUUAUGAUCGAACAGUAAGACUUUGGAUACCUAAACUCAAAGGAGAUUCGACCGAAUUUCAAGCUCAUUUAAACGUGGUUAGAUCUGUUCAUUUUUCAAAUGAUGGAAAAAAUUUAGUAACAGCAUCUGAUGAUAAAUCUGUCAAGGAAUGGACAGUUCAAAGAAGAAAAUUUGUUUCCAGUUACACGGGGCAUAAAAAUUGGGUUAGGUGCGCUAGGUUUUCACAUGAUUCUUCCAUUAUUGCUUCAGCAUCAGAUGACAAAACUGUAAAAUUGUUCGAUAGAAGAACAGGAAACUGUUUUCAAACUUUUAUCGAUCUCAAAGGAAUGCCACAAAAAGUUGCAUUUCAUCCGAGUGAUAUAUGCAUUGCAGUCGCGUUAACCAACAAAACAAUCAAGUUAUAUGACUUGAGACUAAAUAAACAAUUACAAUUGUACAAAUGUCAUGAAAAAGAAGUUAACAGUGUUGAAUUUCAUCCAUGUGGUAAUUAUUUAUAUUCAGUUUCAGGAGACAGUACUCUAAAGGUAAUCGAUUUAUUAGAAGGACGCCCCAUUUACACUCUCAAAGGUCACGAAGGAUCAGUACUUUCCAUAACGGCAUCAAAAGAUGGUAACUACAUAGCAUCUGGAGGAUCAGAUAAACAUAUACUAGUGUGGAAAGCAAAUUUCGAACUCGUGAAAAAUACCGAUUCAUUCCUUAAAGACGAAAUGCAAUCAUUAGAUAGUAAAUUAUUACAAUUUAAAGAUGUGUCACCCGAACCUGAGGAUUCGUUUAAUUUUGACAAUUUUUUACUUUCCGAAAAUAAGGAAAACGAUCCGAAAGUUUCCAAUGCAAUAAUAAAUAGAGAGUAUUUAAAUCAAGAGUCAUUGUCAUACCAAGAUAAAUCCAGCAAAAUCGACACGCUCAUUUCAAAAAUAAAUAAUUUAAGUGACGCAAUGUUAAACAUGGACGCGAGAUUAAAAUUAGUUGAAAAAAAAUGCAACGAAUUUUCUGAAUCUUUAAACAAAAUAAAAUCGUAA